CGCAACUCGAGUACAAGUCCUGACAUCAGUCUACUGGUAAGUCAGUCACACGCCUACUGGCUCCCUUAUUUUUCUUUCAACUCCAUUCCUCUUUUACCUGAAAAAAAACUGUACAAAAUACAGAUGUUAUUCAGACUGGUUGGAUUUGUUUAAUGAAAACAAAGAUAUCGGCGACUUUAUCGUCAGCCGACCGCUUUGGUACUAACAUUAUUGGUUUUAGCUUGCAGCUUAUCAGCUGCACUUCGUACCAACAGCAAGAUGUUGGAAACUAAAAUCUUCAAGCCUUAUGACAAGAGACUUGACCAGGAAGAAUGGCCUCAACUUCGGUUAGUUGAUGCUGUUGUCUACAAGCAUGUGGCAGACGGGCCGGAUAAAAUUUGCGAUUUGCUCGAUGUCCACUUUACGAAACCAUUGAGGGUUACAGGUACACUUGUCAAGAUGCCUGCUAAAUUCAACAAGAUAGUUAUAGGUAAAUAAAAUGAAACCCAUAACUUGAUGCAUUUUAUAUGCUAUAUAUUAACCUGCUGCCAAACAGAUCUUCCCGUAACUAGUCAAAGACGAGAUUCUGUUAAGACGGCAGCUGCCCUUGCUAAGGGUUUGGGUGGAACUACAAUAACUCUAACCGACGUCCACACUUAUGCAAUACAAUCUUACAGGAACAAGGGAGAAAAGCCUACAAUCUGGGCUCUCGGAGGUGCGGCUUGGUAUGCGAUUUCUCCGGCGCUUGAAUACCGCGAGUGUUUUGAUCAGUCCUUAGAGAAAGCGAGUGCCUGGGACAUGGUCCUGGGCCUGGCUGAGGGUCCUGAUUCUAAACAGCUCACCGUUGAAAAGCUGUUUACCAAAGUAAUUUCCUCAAUAUUUGUAUCUUUCUACUCCAACAGCUAACUAUUAUUCCAGUACUUUAAGAAGUAUCCAAGUUGCAAAAGUGUUAAUGGUGCAGAAACUAUAUUCAGAGAAUUCCGAAUUUUUCUUAUGGUAAAGAUAUUAGACCGUAUCGACUCCUCACCUACCGCAACAGCUAGAACCAUGUGGCGAAAUUUCUGCCUUUCAAAGUGGUUAACCACUGAAUAUAAUGUAUGAUAAGGUUCCAAUCUGUUAAGCGCUGCUAACUUUAUCUUCAGGGGAUUGCGAAGAGUGUUCAAGGACUGCUGAAGGCAGGACAGACAGAUGGAAAGCUUUCCACCGAUCGGCUCACCCUUUCUCUAAAUAUCCAAUAUUUUUUCGACUCCUUGGAGUCAUUUGUACUUGAGGGAAAUCUUGAACUCUCCCAAUUUACUAGAGAGUGGUUGAUUUCCUUCAUUGUCAGAAAAUCUGGCGAGAAGACCCAGGACGCUCAGUUACUUUUACAGGAACAAGCCAACUACUUGAGCACCUCAAUGAUCCGUAGUCGCCAGGUCAACUGGGUUCAGUCCAGUUUGUAUAGCGACUUGUUACUUAUGUCAGGCGAAGUCCCGUCUGACGGCGACAAUGAUGAAGCGACCGUGGGGGCUCCGGCCACGAGGGUUAAGAACGGUGGCUCCGGAAAAGGCGAGGUGGUGGCUACCGCAAACCUAAUCCCCGCAGAGGGCCGUUCACCAGACGCGCUUGAUGAAGUCAACGACAUGGAUCAAGACAACCACUCGACUUCUGCAUGCAUCCAACCUCCGAGAUCCGCCAAAGGAAAAUCUGUUUUAAGGCCGAUUAUGACUCCCUCUGUCCAGCAAAAGUCCGCGGAAGAGAGCGGCAUUUCCUCUCUACCCUCCUCCCCGCCCCAAUCCUCCCAUUCAACUCCCGUUACUGUCGAAAAGUUGGUCGCACCAGGCCCUUCCACCCUUCACAAGAGACAGCUUAGUGGUAGCGCUACAGGCUCCCAAGAACCAGCCAAGCGCAGCCGCGUUGCCGGGGGAUCACCGGAGGGUGCCGACAGCGGAGAUGCAGAUGACGAGGACAAUUGGCCACCCUUGAUUCCCGGUAGAGGCAGACCUCCAAUUGUCUGCCGCAAAUUCAUCAGCAUGAAGCCCGACGAUGGCGGGACUUGGUGGCGCUGUAAAAUCAAUGGCUGUUUGACUAUUCUACCAGACGCCCACCUUGCUUCUGGAAGGGUCGUUAUCCAAAAACACAUAGACGACCAUCGUGAUACCAUUGUGCGCGCCGGUCACGUCAUCCAUCAAAUGCCCCGUGAGGAUCAUGCUCUCGAGUUCGUGCCCCCAGAAACAUUCUACUCCCUUGUUUUGUACGAUAUGUGCUAAUAGAAUGUGUAGCGCCCUUCUCGACAAGAUUGAGAGGAUGGCCGCGGCCUGGGAGCAAGCCCAGCAGGAAAAUCUGGAGGGUUUCGACGAACUCAACCGCUCCCUUAUCGAGCUCGACCGUCAGCGCGAGCGCGAGCGCGCCUUAGCCGGGGAAGAGGGCAAGCAAGAGCCUGAGGAACAGGCAAAUGCUUCCGAUGAGGAGCCCGCCAAUGGGGAAAGAAAGGGGAGGGGGGGAUGGAGGGGGGGGUGGAGAGGAAGAGGAAGGGGGGGAGGAAGGGGAAGGGGGAGGGGGAGGGGGAAACAAUAA
Tuber aestivum (summer truffle) is the source of this 2535-nucleotide messenger RNA. Lineage: Eukaryota; Fungi; Ascomycota; Pezizomycetes; Pezizales; Tuberaceae. The record is from the annotation of a GenBank genome assembly.